UUUAGCUAAGCAUCCUUGAAAUAUGUCGGAAAAGCCUGUUACGGGAUAUACCACAAUGCAAGAGGAAUCUGGAGCGGGAGGCCCCCCACCCUAUGGCAUGCAGCCAGGGUACCCUCUGGCUCAGCCAGGAUAUCCUCAGCCAGUGAUGACUCAGCCAGUGGUCCAGCAGCAAACAAACACCACUGUUGUUGUGACUCAACCCGCUCCAGUUGUGCUACAACAAGGAAUGCGUGACUGGAGCACUAGUCUGUGCGGAUGCUUUGAAGACUGUUAUUCAUGUUGCAUGGGAACCUUCUGUGGGCAUUGUUUGCUGUGUGACAUCUCUUCAAGAAUGGGUGAGGGUUGUUGCUUUGCCACAUGUUGUCCUGGAGCUCUGGUUGCACUGAGGAUCAAACUCAGGGUGCAGGAAAACAUUCAGGUAGGUUUACCGACUUCAUAUGCAAAGGUUACGAGUCACUGACUGGAAAUAUCGAGA
Molecule: messenger RNA, 475 nt
Organism: Orbicella faveolata
Lineage: Eukaryota; Metazoa; Cnidaria; Anthozoa; Scleractinia; Merulinidae
Product: placenta-specific gene 8 protein-like
Source: RefSeq, a predicted model, not a curated record